Messenger RNA from Cornus florida, 789 nucleotides. Its product is annotated as disease resistance protein RGA2-like. Gene Ontology annotation, molecular function: ADP binding. The transcript has a single exon. The coding region runs from base 1 to 789 and encodes 262 amino acids. Lineage: Eukaryota; Viridiplantae; Streptophyta; Magnoliopsida; Cornales; Cornaceae. The record is from RefSeq and is a predicted model, not a curated record.
AUGGACGACGUUUCAAUUAUAGUAGCCCCAAUUGUUAACACACUUGUCGAAGACACAACGAAGAUGAUCAAGAAGAAGAUCCAUUUGAUCAAAGGUGUCGAGAAAGAUAUUGAACAGCUUCAAAGUAAGCUAUCCGCAAUCCUAUCCGUGCUUGAAGAUGCAGAGGCCAAGCAGCUGGAUUCUAAACCAGUGAGAGAUUGGCUUGGAAAGCUGGAAGAUGCUGCUUAUGAUGCAAAGGACGUACUUGACACUUAUGAAACUAACGCCAUGCUGUGGCAGAAAAAUCAGCAGGUACGAAAGGUUCGUCUUCCUUUUAGUGCAAGUAAAACUUCUUACAAGUUAAACACUGCAUCCCAGAUUAAAGAUAUAUUAGCUAGAAUUAAUGAAAUUGAAAAAGAAAAAGAUGGUCUCCAUCUGGAUGUCAGUGUGGGAGUCGUGGGACCCAACAAUGGAACUUCUGAGAAUAGAAGAAUCACUACAUCUCUUGUGUAUGAACCGGAUAUAGUUGGUAGGGAGGAUGACAAAGAUAAGAUAAUUAAUCUGUUGAUGUCAGAGGAAUAUAAUAGAGAGGGAGGCGUUGCUGUGAUUCCCAUCAUUGGGAUGGGAGGUUUGGGCAAGACAACUCUUGCUCAAAUCGUUUACAACGAUGAUAGAGUUAAAAGCCACUUCGAAUUUAGGAUGUGGGUAUGUGUCACCAUGAAUUAUGACUACAAAAGGAUUCUAAAAGAGAUGAUCGAAUCUCAUUCUAAGAUGAAGUAUGAUACCAACUCGAUAUCCCUUAACCAGUAA